AUGAAGUGUUUUUCAUUCCAAUCUGGUAAUAAGAAAGAUGAACCGAAAGGCUUGCAAUCCGCGUCGGGCCGGUCGGACAGUUCUGCGUAUGUUGAUGUUGAAGGAAGAAGAUGUGGUUCUGAGUUGAAUUCUCAGGAUGUUUCGGAUAGUGGCAGCGUGGAAUCCCUCAGGAGGAACGCGCCUCCUAAUUUGUCCCAAAGGCCGAGUAACCUUAGAGUGUUUACUGUAUCUGAACUGAAAUCGGCCACAAAGAGUUUCAGUCGAUCGGUUAUGCUUGGAGAGGGCGGGUUCGGUUGUGUCUAUCAGGGCGUAAUUAGAAGUGUAGAUGACCCUUCCAGAAGAAUUGAGGUUGCUGUUAAACAACUUAGUAAAAGAGGAGUGCAGGGGCAUAGGGAAUGGGUGACAGAAGUGAAUGUUUUAGGCAUUGUUGAGCAUCCAAAUCUUGUGAAACUUGUGGGAUACUGUGCCGAUGAUGACGAAAGAGGAAUCCAACGGCUUCUGAUAUAUGAAUACAUGCCGAACAAAAGCGUGGAACACCAUUUAUCUCAUCGCGCGGAGACUCCUCUCCCAUGGAGCAGAAGAUUAAAAAUAGCACAAGACGCUGCUCGUGGAUUAACAUACCUGCAUGAAGAAAUGGAUUUUCAGAUAAUUUUCAGAGAUUUCAAAUCUUCGAAUAUCCUUUUGGAUGAUCAGUGGAAUGCCAAGCUAUCCGACUUUGGGUUAGCGAGACUGGGACCAUCGGAUGGACUAACUCAUGUCUCAACAGCGGUUGUAGGAACAAUGGGGUACGCAGCUCCUGAAUAUCUCCAAACCGGACGUCUCACAUCGAAGAAUGACGUAUGGAGCUACGGUGUUUUCCUUUACGAGAUCAUUACUGGCAGACGCCCUUUAGAUAGAAAUCGCCCCAAGGGUGAACAAAAGCUGUUGGAAUGGAUAAAGCCAUACCUAUCAGAUACAAAGAAAUUUCAACUGAUAUUGGAUCCAAGACUUGAUAAGAAACAAGUACUCAAAUCAGCCCAAAGACUUGCUACGAUAGCUAACCGGUGCUUAGUUAAGAACCCAAAGAAUCGCCCGAAGAUGAGCGAGGUUUUGGGAAUGGUGAAUGGAAUAGUAGACUCAUCUUCCGACGCUAAUUCACAACUACCCUUGAAGAAUGUUUCGAGAGUAGAAGUUUCUCCAGACAAUGAAAUAAACAGCGCGAAGAAACGGAGCAUGGUUCAGAAGUCUAGAGAAAGUAAUUGGUUUUUUAAGAUGUGGAGACCAAAGCUUUUAAGAACAUGA
This is a messenger RNA of Vicia faba (fava bean), 1281 nucleotides long. The record is from the annotation of a GenBank genome assembly. Lineage: Eukaryota; Viridiplantae; Streptophyta; Magnoliopsida; Fabales; Fabaceae.